AUGUCUUUCUACGAUUCCGACUCUGAUAAUGAUGCUCGCUCUUCUGAUCCUGGUCCCGAAGAAGGAGGUGUGGGCCUUGCCAAUCCCGCGCUAUCCCAAAGCCGUCGUAGACUGUUGGAUUUGAUAAAUCGUCUGCAUAGUACUGGUGCCCAGGUAGACAUCGACCUUCCUCAAAUCGCUGUGAUCGGAUCUCAGAGUGCCGGAAAGUCGUCUCUCAUCGAAUCAAUUUCUGGUAUUACCCUUCCUCGUGCGACGGGCACUUGUACAAGGUGCCCUACAGAGUGUCGUCUGGCGAACUCCAGUGACAUCUGGAAAUGCAUCGUAUCGUUGCGCUUCAUCAAAGACGUCAACGGUCAGUUGUUAGGUACUGCCCGUAACGAGCACUUCGGCGAGACUAUCUACGACAAGGCUGAGGUCGAAGAGCGCAUUCGACGGGCCCAACGUGCUAUCUUGAAUCCGAAUCGGCGUUCUACAGAGUUCCUCGAGGGCGAUGAUGAGGACCUCUCCGAAAACCAGCUUUCAUUCUCUACAAACUGCGUUUCGCUGCAGAUCACUGGACCAGGUGUUGCAGAUCUAUCUUUUUGCGAUUUACCUGGAUUGAUUGCGAGCGUUGGCAGUACGGGAAAUAAGGGCGAUAUCAUGCUUGUCAAGACUCUUGUUGAAUCGUAUAUCUCCAAACCGAGUUGCCUGAUUCUCUUGACCGUAGCCUGCGAGACCGACUUCGAGAACCAAGGCGCUCAUCACCUAGCCAAGACCCAUGACCCUGAAGGGAAGCGUACUAUCGGUGUGCUCACCAAGCCAGACCGCAUCCCUCCCGGUGACGAAACGGGAUGGCUGGAUUUCAUCCGCAACGAAAGGGAGCCUCUUGAAAACAACUGGUAUUGUGUCAAGCAACCUUCGUCCUCGGACAUCAAGAACGGUAUAACUUGGGCUGAGGCGCGCACCAAAGAGAACGAGUUUUUCUCCAUGACUGCUCCGUGGGCGGACCUCGAUCCCAUGUACCAGCGCUAUCUACGCACUGUGAACCUCGUCGAACGUUUGAGCAACAUUCUAUCUGACUUGAUCUCCAAACGACUUCCAGACAUCCAAUUGGAGCUCGAGCGCGCUGUCGAAGGAACCCUCGACCAACUGGCCAAACUGCCCAAGGAACCAUCCAAGAAUCCCCUCCACGAGAUUUCAGCGCUCCUCUCGGCAUUUACUAUGGACGUCUCCAAGCACGUUGAAGGUAUACCUGAUGAGGAAGGGAUCCUCCAAUCCAUCGGACCGGCUCAGGAAAGGUUCAAGAGGGACAUUCGGGGGACAGCUCCACAGUUCCGUCCGUUUGAGCGGAACCGUGUUGGCACUCAGACUCUCGAUGCUCCGUUGUUCUUGAGUAACGAGGAAGAUGAGACAGAGGAGGGAGAAGACGCUCUCCAGGAGUACAUCUGUGUGGACGAAGUACACACCAGGGCUCUUCACGCACGUACUCGGGAGCUUCCAGGACAUUUCCCAUUCGUCGUACAAGCAUCGUAUAUCUUCAUGUUCACCGACAAGUGGCACACCCCUGCCAAGACACUCUGCCGAGCUGUUUACAACGUCCUCACCGACCACGUCAACAGGCUUAUCACUCAACAUUUUGGAUCCUUUGGGCAAAAUAUCUUGGAGCAGCGCGUUCGGGUAUACGUGCAGGAGCACCUCAAGAAACAGCUUGAGCAGACCGAGGCUCGAAUCGAAUGGCUCGUCAAGUUGGAAGCUCGACCGUAUACUCUGAACACUCACUACCUUUCGGAUUAUACCGAGAAAUUUCUUGCGUACUACAAAGCUGCCAGGGGCAAGCAAGAACACGGAGCUUUGGUAUCUUUACUGAAAGACUCGGGAAGCUCUUAUGACACUGUCGGCGCAAUUCUGUCUGGCCUGGACAGUAUUGGCAUCCAUGGGGUCGAGGGUCCAGACUUGGCGAAGCUGCUUCCUGCGGAUCGCAUGGAAGCAUCUUUGAAGAUAAUGGCAGACGUUCGUGCAUACUUCCAAGUUGCCUACAAACGCUUCGCCGAUAAUAUCCCUCUCGCCAUCGACUACGACCUCGUUCGAGGUGUCGACCGAGGGUUAUUGGCCACUUUAUCCAAGCAACUGGGAAUCUACGGAGCGAACGGACAAGCAAUCUGCAAGGAAUUCGCCCAAGAGUCACCCCAAGUCGCAGGUCGCCGUGAGGAAUUGACGAAAAAGCUGGAGCGUUUGCAGAGCGCCAGCGAAGAGUUAAUGCGAACCGGAUAA
Desarmillaria tabescens is the source of this 2250-nucleotide messenger RNA. Its product is annotated as P-loop containing nucleoside triphosphate hydrolase protein. Gene Ontology annotation, cellular component: microtubule; cytoplasm; membrane. The transcript has 11 exons. Bases 1 to 2250 code for a protein of 749 amino acids. Gene Ontology annotation, molecular function: GTP binding; microtubule binding; GTPase activity. NCBI's taxonomy places the organism in Eukaryota, Fungi, Basidiomycota, Agaricomycetes, Agaricales, Physalacriaceae. The record is from RefSeq and is a predicted model, not a curated record.